Molecule: messenger RNA, 1281 nt
Organism: Mangifera indica (mango)
Lineage: Eukaryota; Viridiplantae; Streptophyta; Magnoliopsida; Sapindales; Anacardiaceae
Product: MDIS1-interacting receptor like kinase 2-like
Exons: 2
Coding region: 1-1281 (426 amino acids)
Molecular function (GO): protein binding
Source: RefSeq, a predicted model, not a curated record
AUGGCAUUCCCAUCCCUCAAUAAACUCUCUCUUGUUUUCUUCAUCUUCUUUGUUCUGCUACGUUUUCAGCUUAAUACUGCAUUUAAUUCUACUCAAGAAGCACAAGCUCUUCUCAAAUGGAAAGCUUCCCUUCAACCCCAGAGUCAUUCUGUCCUCUCUUCAUGGACACUAUAUCCUGUUAAUGCCAGCCACAAUUCUACUCAGCACGCAUCGAAAAUGAGCCACUGUUCCUGGUAUGGAAUUUCUUGCAACCAUGCUGGAAGUGUCCAUAGAUUGAAUCUGUCUAAUGAAAAUUUAAAAGGUAUGCUCAAUGAAUUAUCAUUCUUAUCAUUUCCUCAUCUUGUGUACCUUGAUCUUAGCAAAAAUGAACUUUUUGGAAUUAUCCCUUCACAAAUUGGUAAUCUUUCCAAACUGAAGUAUCUCGACUUAUCAACUAAUCAGUUUUUUGGGAAAAUACCGAUUGAAAUUGGUCUCCUAACUGAUUUAGAGAUCUUGCACCUAGCUGAGAAUCGAUUGAAUGGUUCAUCAAUUCCUAACGAAAUAGGACAACUGAAUUCUCUUAUUGAUCUUGCUCUAUAUAGUAAUGGUUUGGAGGGUUCAAUUCCUACUUCUUUGGGAAAUUUGAGCAACUUGGCUUGGUUGUAUCUUUAUAAUAAUUUACUUUCUGGUUUCAUUCCUCUAGAGAUGGGAAACCUCUCUAAUUUACUUGAACUUUAUAUAGAUACUAAUAGCUUAACAGGUCCAAUCCCUGCCAUUUUUAGUAAGCCUAGAAAACUAUCUGUGUUAUACAUGUUCAAAAACCAACUUUCUGGUUCUAUUCCUCAAGAAUUAGGAAAUUUGGAGUCUCUCUCAGAUAUUAGUCUUCAUACCAACAGUCUUUCAGGUCCCAUUCCAACGUCUCUCGGUGGUCUAAAAAAUUUGAACAUUCUUCAUUUAUACCUUAACACACUGUCAGGUUCUAUUCCCACUGAAAUAGGAAACCUGAAAAACCUUGUGGAUUUAGAUUUGAGUCAAAAUCAACUCAAUGGUUCUGUCCCCAAUUCCUUUAAAAAUUUGAGCAACCUAGAGUUUUUAUGCCUUCGACAGAACAAUCUUUCUGGAACCAUUCCCCAAGAAAUUGGAUUCAUGAGGCUCAUUUAUUUGCAAUUAGACACCAACCACUUCACUGGUCACGUGCCCCAUAAUAUGUGUGUUGGUGGUUCUCUGGAGAGGCUUAAGAAACUGCACAAGCCUAACAAGAAUUGUUAUGCAACGAAACAAUCUUCAAGGAAAUAUAUCUGA